UAGAAGCGUGUCAAGACGACGGCGGCGCCGCCGCCAUGCAAUGUCAAUGCUCAGCUGGUACAAGACCUGUAGACAAACGAACGACCGGUUUAAUGUCGCUCUUAAUAAUCAUUUGCGAUAAAAUACUUAAUUUGAAUUAUUACAAAUCCGCCUUAAUAUGUCGGGUGGCUGUUCCUGAAUUUCAGAUAUUACACCAAAAGAAGAUUUUUCUCAGUUUUGCUGAAACAAGAUGAUAAAAAACUGGGGUGUCAUCGGUGGUAUCGCUGCUGCCAUUGUGGCGGGUGUAUACGUUUUGUGGGGCCCAAUCACAGAGCGAAAGAAGAGAAAGAAAGGUAUGGUUCCUGGUCUUCUGAACCUCGGCAAUACUUGCUUCCUGAACUCUUUGCUUCAGGGUUUGGCUGCAUGUCCGUCCUUCAUCCGAUGGUUGGAGAAAUUUUCAAGUUCACCAGCAAUCCAGUCGUGCAAAGAAAACAAACUGUCCACAACACUUCUUCAGCUUCUCAAAGCACUGUCUAGUAAUGAGCCCGGGGAUGAAGAUGUGCUGGAUGCUGGAUGCUUGCUGGACGUUCUCAGGCUCUAUCGGUGGCACAUCAGUUCAUUUGAAGAGCAGGAUGCCCAUGAACUCUUUCACGUCUUAACAUCAUCUCUUGAGGAGGAGCGGGACCGCCAGCCUAAAGUCACCCACUUUUUUGACAUGCAGUCUCUUGAGAAUCUUCCUGAACAGGAUGAGAGAAGUAGGACGUGCAGAAGUCGAGCACCUCUUCAUCCAAUACCAAGCCCAUGGAAGUUUCAACAUCCUUUUCAUGGCCGUUUAACGAGCAACAUGUUGUGCAAGCGAUGUGAGCAACAAAGUCCAGUACGAUAUGAUUCCUUUGAAAGCCUUUCACUGUCCAUCCCUUUACCUCAAUGGGGUCGACCGAUUUCUCUGGAUCAGUGUCUACAGCAUUUUAUCUCCUCAGAAACCAUCAAGGAAGUAGAGUGUGAAAACUGCACACAGCUUCAACUUGGGACAGUAUUCAGUGGACAGGUGGCAGAAAGUCAGCGGACCACGUUUGUAAAGCAGCUUAAAUUGGGAAAGCUUCCCCAGUGCCUCUGUGUCCAUCUGCAAAGACUCACAUGGUCCAGUGAAGGGACCCCCAUUAAAAGACAAGAGCAUGUACAGUUUUCAGAGUAUCUAUCAAUGGACCGCUACAAACACAAUGCCUCUGCACAGAUCAUAAAGCAGACCAAACAUCUGGCCAAGCACCAAAAAACUGAACAAUCAGAAAAGGUUAUGGGGAAGCCUGCUGCUAAUGGCACUGAUGAAGAGCAUCAUAACAACAACAAACCCUUUACAAAUGGAAACUGUUCAUCUGUUUGUUUACACUCUACUAGUGGAACAACACAGUUGGGCCUCAUGUUUGACUUUCGUUCUACAGAGUAUCUCUUCCAGCUCACAGCCGUGCUGGUUCAUCACGGUGAUAUGCACUCGGGACAUUUUGUAACGUACCGCCGCAGCCCCUCCCCACCACACAGUUCCACGCCCUACAUCUCUCGGUGGCUCUGGGUGUCUGACGACUCCGUCCGCAAAGCCAGCCUCCACGAGGUUCUGUCAUCUAAUGCUUACAUGCUCUUCUAUGAGAGAGUCCACAGGCAGAGCACCGCCUUGCAUCCAGAGGAGUAAGAGCUCAAAAUUUUGCUGCCUUUCCAGUCAUACUGUUAACAACUGGAUAAGCCCUUUGCUACAUGGACGACGGUGGCGAAAUUGUGAAGUCAUUUGACAGCAAUUUGUUACAUAAAUGGAUCAUAUCAAGCACUGAAAGUCAUGAGAUGUUGCUGGCUUUUAUACAGAACAAUCCCCCAAAGAAUACGGACUAGUUUGGAGUCUUACUCUGUAUUUGACCGGCAAGUACAAGGUUCCUGGAUAACAUCUCUUCAGUAGGUUGUUUGUGUGCGAAGCAUUUACUAUUGACACUGUAAGAACUAUUUGAAUGCAAGCUGGUACAAUUAUUUUGUCAAUGAUGAGUACAUAGAGAAGAAUUACCGUAGAUAAUUAUGAAUGGGAGACAACACAGUUUCUAAACAUUUGCAGCAAUCUAUGUAUACACAUUUUGGAAAUUAUGCAUAAUAUACAUAGAUACACAAUCUUCUAUGAUUAUUGAAAUACAGGAUUCAAGUUGUGCAUACUGUAGCUGCACAAAGUGCCAUUUUGUCUCAAGAUUUUUACCACAUGAAGCCCUGUGUGCUAAUGUAAAAGUGACAAUUGUUUUACUUCAGUAUGGACCUUAAUUGGCUUUGUUGGUGUCAUGAUUUUGCGUUAAAUCAUGAAAGGUGGUUUAGCUGCAUUUACUAGUAACUGCCAUUUUCCUCCUUCCAAACCAGCUGAGAAGAAAGUAGGUGGCGCAAAAGCCUGUUAAUGUUUGCAAUUUGCACUAUUGUACAAUACGUUCGGGUGAUGUCAUGUUUGUGUGCAAUCUCUAAAGUGACAAUUUUCUGAUAUUAAAAAGAAUAAAGUCAAUGUUUUAUUUUUGGCAAGCUAUAUAUUUGCAGGUGUGUGAGUAGUUUAUAAUAAACAGAUGAAAUUGGUGCAGAGAGGUCAGUGGUUCACUUUUUGCCGGUGUGCAGUAUGCUUCUAAAUGUGAGGUUAAUGCGAGGCAGGAGGAUCCUCUUUCGAACAGGAAGGCUGUGAUACCAAAAUGUGUUUGUGGGGGAGUUCAUCAGGAGCAGGCUUCCAUGAGCAAGCACCAUCUU
Messenger RNA from Doryrhamphus excisus (bluestripe pipefish), 2730 nucleotides. It is a transcript of the gene usp30, whose product is annotated as ubiquitin specific peptidase 30. Lineage: Eukaryota; Metazoa; Chordata; Actinopteri; Syngnathiformes; Syngnathidae. Gene Ontology annotation, cellular component: nucleus; cytosol. Gene Ontology annotation, molecular function: cysteine-type deubiquitinase activity. Gene Ontology annotation, biological process: protein deubiquitination. The record is from RefSeq and is a predicted model, not a curated record.